This is a messenger RNA of Clupea harengus (Atlantic herring), 4903 nucleotides long. It is a transcript of the gene rnf144aa, whose product is annotated as ring finger protein 144aa. Lineage: Eukaryota; Metazoa; Chordata; Actinopteri; Clupeiformes; Clupeidae. Gene Ontology annotation, biological process: protein ubiquitination. Gene Ontology annotation, molecular function: ubiquitin-protein transferase activity; zinc ion binding. The record is from RefSeq and is a predicted model, not a curated record.
CAGUUACGACAGUAACCGUUCGUUUGGCAAGUGACGCCUUUCUAACUGGCUGAAACCUAGCGUUGGAAAAUUGCUUUUUAAAACAGUGCCUGUGUUUGUUAGCCUUCUGUUUGGGAAGCUAGGCAGUUAGCAGGCUAGUGGUUAAUAACAAACGCAUCUCUGUAAAGUACAAGGUAGACAGAAAGGUGACGUUAGGUAUCCAACUAGCUCGCACUAGCUGUAAGUUAGCCAGCAGACUCACGGCUCUGGAUUUUUUUUACUGGUCACUUAACGUUACUUAAGCUCAGGCUGUGUGUACUUGUUAACCGCUAGCAAAUGUUUCUUCUCUCUUUAGGUCAGACUCAAAUGUCCUAUUUCAUCUCAGAACUAAAGUCAUCCAUGGUGCCAGGAAGUAGCCACCGUUUGCACAUCAGCUCAUAUAUAACCUGCCAUAAUGCCACUUGAAUAGGCACCGUUAGCUAGCUUACUUGGCUAGCUAGCGAAUGCUGGCUGGCAAAGAAGCUGUUUACCUCAAACCUGAUCUCCAGGAAUUCAGGAAGAAGACAUACCUAGCCAGCGAAUAAGGAAGUUAAUUUGUCAAGGUAGUUGAGUCCUCGGGGACGUCCAGUUCACUCGAAGCAAGCUCUGCACCUGGCAAGAUGACCACAGCCCGCUACCGGCCAACCUGGGACUUGGCCCUGGACCCGCUGGUGUCCUGUAAGCUCUGUCUAGGAGAGUUCCCCCUGGAGCAGAUGACCACCAUCACGCAGUGCCAAUGUGUGUUCUGUACACUGUGCCUGAAGCAGUAUGUGGAACUCCUGAUCAAAGAGGGCCUUGAAACUGCAAUUAGCUGUCCAGAUUCUGCCUGUCCAAAACGGGGACAUCUGCUGGAGAAUGAGAUUGAGUGUAUGGUUGCUACAGAGAUCAUGCAGAAGUACAGGAAGCUGCAGUUUGAGAGGGAGGUGCUGCUGGACCCGUGCCGAACCUGGUGCCCGUCCUCGACGUGCCAGGCGGUGUGCCAGCUGAAGGAGUCGGACGUGCCGCUGCCCCAGCUGGUCCAGUGCUCCGUCUGCAUGCUGGAGUUCUGCUCGGCCUGCAAGGCCAGCUGGCACCCAGACCAGGCCUGCCAGGAGAACCUGCCCAUCACCUCCUUCCUGCCCGGGGAGACCAGCUCCUUCUACAAGAGUGAUGAGGAUGACGCUCCGAUCAAGCGCUGUCCUAAGUGUAAAGUUUACAUCGAGCGAGACGAGGGCUGUGCCCAGAUGAUGUGCAAGAACUGCAAGCAUGCCUUCUGCUGGUACUGCCUGGAGUCACUCGAUGACGACUUCCUGCUGAUCCACUACGACAAAGGGCCGUGUCGCAACAAACUAGGCCACUCCAGGGCCUCGGUCAUCUGGCACAGAACGCAGGUCGUGGGCAUCUUCGCUGGGUUUGGGCUGCUCCUGUUGGUGGCGUCCCCCUUCCUGCUGUUGGCCACGCCCUUUGUGCUGUGCUGCAAGUGCAAGUGCAGCAAAGGCGACGACGACCCGCUGCCCACCUAACCCCCAGAGCCGCCGCCGCCCCCCAGAAUCACCCCUGACCCCGUCCCACGUAUAACUACCACCCCCCUCGUUUGUUCCUCCUUUUGGUUUACUCUUGCGCUCCAGCUUUUGAGCGUUUUCAUCGCCAGGGGCAGGUGGAGGAGGGAGGGGCAGAGAGAGAGAGAGAGAGACAGACAGUGUGAAAUCUGCGCCCUUUGAGAGCCUGUUUGUCUCGCAGUGGGAGAGGACGAUGGCACAGACCAAAAGAGGGCUGCUGUGGGCAGUCCAGGCCUCUGCUAGGGUGCAGGGCAGCACAGGCCCCCCCCCCUCCGGCGGCCGGCCACGGGAGCCGCUGGGAUUGGCCUGGCUGGGUGUCUGUUUUUGAGCCACUUCCUGGUCAGAGCUCCAGGAUGGUGGUUGGCUGGUUGGUCGGUGGGUUGGUUUGUCAUGUGAGUGGGGGGAGGAUGCACUGGAGUCCUCCCCCUUACCACACACACACACACACACACACACACGUACUCACACACACACACACACACCAUUAUCUCUUCUGUGUACUUCUUGUGUUCUUCACACUGAUGCUUUGGCAUGGAGAGCGCCUGCUCCGGAGGACUCUGCCUUUCAUUUCCCCCUGGGUGGGAGAACCUGUUCACACCUCCCCAAUGUAGCUCUUCACUCUCAUUGCCAGGAGGAAACAAACAAACUUUUAAAAAAAAACUCCAGUGUUCACUCUCUAUUGCACAGAAACUUUGGUCUUUGGUCACUUUAAGGGCGGAGGGAGUGAGUGUGAGCGGGAGAUUCGGGAGCGCUCCCCUGUACAGCACAGAGUGCCCUCACCUCUGUUUGAUGGCUUUAAUCUGUCCUGUCGUUGAGUUAGAAGCUGUUAAGGUUUGGCUUUUCUUUUUUUUUAUGUAAACAGUGAAUUGAAAUUGUGAUGUCAAAAAGCUUUUUUUUCAUGUGUCCCCUCUCCCCAUGUGAGGGAGGUUCCUUUCAUUGUGUGAGCUCACUUUAGAAAUAAGGAAAGGCUCGAGGAAAGCUUUACUGACUUUUGCUUAAAAUACCUUUCUUCUCUCCAAACAAACAACAAGGUCUAAUAACCCUGCUUUGAAUUAUGUUGUGAAGAAAAUUUGUGAAUGUUCAGUUUGUUUAGUUGAUUUGCCCGGAUUCCUCAAUGAGCUGUCGACAGUCAUCCCCGCUGAGGAGCAGCUUUCCCCAACAACACUUUAGCAUCUCCUUUUGACACUGUUCAAGUUCGGAGUUUCAGUAGAGACGAAUAACCAAUAUCGUUCUGUUUGUGGCAUGAGAUUGUCCCAGCUGUAUCUAUAUCCAAAAUACCUGUAUCCUAUAUUACUCCUGUAAAACUGACCACUGGUUGCAAACUUGCAUAGUGUAGUUUCAAAAGACAAGACAAGAAAAGACAAGAAAACCAAACAUGCUAACGGGAAGGGAGGGUGAGUAUUUCAAAAGGGCAACUUAUUGCUAAAUCUGGCAGGGAUACCAAAUGUUGAAAAACGAGACUGUUCACUUUUCAGAACACCCUUAUUUUGCUCCUGUACCCUAUCUAUGCAAGUUUGUUCCUCUCAACACUAUAAGUACACAUGAUCGUGAAUGUGUGGUUCAAUAAUGUGCGGUUCAAUAGAUAGUGAUCUCCGAGUUACGAAUAUACUGACCAACCUUGUGCCAUUGUGUCAUGCCGCUUGAGAUGUGAAAGUGGCUCGACUGCAGCGUGAUUUGGACAGGGCCCUUAGCCAAACUGUCCUUUAUCACUAGAGUCAUGCAUUGGAGCCAGAACACAUGUAGCCACCUGGGUUUCCUCUGUGCGUCUACCGUGAUGCAGCUCAGCCUAAACGGUUAUGUGCAGGGUUUUUUUCACAGUUCUGGUUUGUCCAGAGGGAAUAAGUGAGAUUGAGUGUAGACACUUGUAGCUCUGGAACGUGCCAUCCUUGGGUUUCCUGUCCUUUUGUUUUUCUACUGAUGUUGGACUAUACUUCAGAAUAAUCAUGGCGCUCAACAUUUCUUUUUUUUUUCCCCUCAAAUCUGUCUGGAUCAGUCUGGUCAUUUUCUCCAUGUAGCGAGGAGAGUCAUUUUUCUCCUCUCCAUUCUACCAGUCUUCUCACACCUUCUCACACACUUACCAACAUACACAAAUGCAUUAGCCUUACGUUUAAGCAUUUUACGCAUACUGUAGCCUUUAAACGAUGCUCUUUAUGUUUGUUGGGAGAUGCUAUAUUUUGACCCAUCAAGUCUCACCUUUUUUUUGUUUUUGUUUUGGAUCAAAAGAUUUGUCAUCUUUUUAUUUAAAGAUGGAUAUUUUGAACCCAAUCAAUGUAUGACAAUCGUGCCAAGCGGGUUUCCAAGCUGACGGUGAUGACGACAAAGAGCAGAAUGUGUGGGGCUUUACUGAGAAGGCUGCAUCACAGUAUGUACACGAUUUGGACUCUCGCCUCGGUUUAUUACGAGGUUUUGUUUUUUAAAGGGUCUGUUCCCUUUGAGUAUGUAAAUAUAUUCUUUCUUUAACUCUUCAUCUGUGGAGGAACUGUUCAUUUGAGAAACUAGUACUGAUGUCACAUUUCUGAGAUUCACUUAAUGGAAAGAAAAAUUUAAACGUGUUUUGUUUUUUUCUUUUGUUAUUUCAGGGUGGGGUGGGAAUGUUUGGGUAUAUGACUGUAUUAUUGAGGUAUGCUACACCCUAAGGUUAGUGGUGUUCUAACAGCGCAGCACAAUUCUCCAGAAGCAUGCUUCUGCUUGACUAAUGUGCUCCAAGAUGUAACAACAUGUAGCAAAAAAAGGCCAAAAAACAUUUCAGUAACGGAUAAAAACAAAUGAAAUUGCACAAAGAAAAAAAGAUUUGUAAUGCUUGAAAGCUUUUUAUUCAUUUUUAUUCCGUCUUUGCCCACGGCUUUGUUUGGUCUUUUGGGCUAUCUUAUCUUUUUCUUGUAUUUUGGAGUCAUGCUGUAAAAAAGUGUUACGGUCCAUAUUCUGUUCGUCCUUCCUCUCCAGUGCGGUCUUGAGGGUUGUGAUUGCCAUCACAGUUCUCAAGCGAUCAUUGUGACAAGUGCUUAAAGACAUAUCUCAUUUUACCAUGUAAAGUUUUGGCAGCGCAGUCCUCCUUUUGCCUUUCAUACUUCUCUAGAUUGCCUUUAUGUUUUCUGAUUUAUUCUUUUUUUUAUACAAAAGAAUUCAAGAAAAAUAUCCCAUUUAUUUGUAUUUUCCUUAUAAAUGGGAAAGAUUCUGACUUGUUCAUAAGUUGUAACCUUGUACAUUGGCAUGUGUGGAUGGUCUUGUUCAAUGACUAAAAUAUUGUUUUGGUUUUUUUUUCCCUGAGGAGAAAAAAAGUACUUACAUGUAUCUACUGUGCCACUAACACUGUGAAAUUAAAGCAGUUUAAAUGUUAAAAAAAAAAA